Messenger RNA from Phaethon lepturus (White-tailed tropicbird), 1508 nucleotides. RefSeq names its product PITPNM family member 3 (gene PITPNM3). Gene Ontology annotation, cellular component: cytoplasm. Lineage: Eukaryota; Metazoa; Chordata; Aves; Phaethontiformes; Phaethontidae. Gene Ontology annotation, molecular function: phosphatidylcholine binding; phosphatidylcholine intramembrane carrier activity; metal ion binding. The transcript has 9 exons. The annotation marks the transcript as partial. The record is from RefSeq and is a predicted model, not a curated record. Gene Ontology annotation, biological process: phospholipid transport.
GUGAUGCUAUCCACAACCACAGUGCACUGUUCCUUGAGAACAGCUCUUUGAACAUACCUUUUUCUCAGGAGAGUCCUGGAUCUCGAAAUGGAUCUGAUCAACCACAAGGAGAAACAAGAAAGUUGAGCUUGGCCAGCACACACAGUGAAAACUCAGGGUCAACAGAAAGUUUGUCAUCAGCAUACCUCACCAACAUUACUGCAAAGUGGUGGGGAACAAAACGAAUAGAUUAUGCCUUGUAUUGUCCAGAUGUGCUGACAGCCUUUCCAACGGUGGCCCUGCCGCAUCUCUUCCAUGCCAGCUACUGGGAAUCAACAGAUGUUGUGGCCUUCAUUUUAAGACAGGUGAUGAGAUACGAAAAUGUAAAUUUCAAGGAAAAUGACAACCUGGAUCCAGCAACACUAAGUCCAUCCAAUCCACGAGAAAAAUGGCUACGCAAAAGGACACAUGUCAAAUUGAGAAAUGUGACUGCUAAUCACCGAGCUAAUGACGUCAUUGCAGCAGAAGAUGGUCCUCAGGUACUAGUUGGGCGCUUUAUGUACGGACCUCUGGACAUGGUCGCUUUAACAGGUGAAAAGGUUGAUAUCUUCAUAAUGACUGAGCCAUCUUCGGGUAGGUGGGUGUACUUUGACACCGAGAUAUCCAACAGCAGUGGCCGGGUAUCCUACAGCAUACCCAAACAGAAGAGACUGAGAGUUGGUGUGUAUCCCAUCAAAAUGGUGGUCAGAGGGGACCAGAGCAGUGCUGCAAGUUACCUGACUGUGCUUCCCCGAGGAAUGGAAUGUGUUGUGUUCAGCAUUGAUGGUUCAUUUGCAGCAAGUGUUUCAAUUAUGGGAAGUGACCCCAAAGUCCGAGCUGGGGCUGUUGAUGUUGUCAGACAUUGGCAGGACCUGGGAUAUCUGAUUAUCUAUAUUACUGGCCGUCCAGAUAUGCAAAAACAGCGUGUGGUUUCCUGGUUGUCUCAACACAACUUCCCACAAGGGAUGAUCUUCUUCUCAGAUGGACUUGUUCAUGACCCACUGCGACAAAAGACCAUUUUUCUCCGGAAUCUUAUGCAAGAGUGCCACAUCAAAAUCUGUGCCGCAUACGGUUCCAUGAAGGAUAUUUCUGUGUACAAUGUCUUGGCUCUGUCGCCAUCCCAGAUCUACAUAGUUGGACGAUCAACAAAGAAAUACCAGGCACAGUGUCAAUUCCUCAGUGAAGGUUAUGCAGCCCACUUGGCCUCGCUGGAGUUCAGUCUCCAAUCACGACCCAAAAAGAACAACUCUCGGAUGAUCUUGAGAAAAGGCAGCUUUGGCCUCCACUCCCAGCCUGAGUUUUUGCGCAAGAGAAACCAUCUUCGCAGGACUAUGUCUGUCCAGCAACCUGACCCACCUUCUUUGAACCCCAAGCCAGAGCGUGCCCAGAGCCAGCCCGAAUCGGACAAAGAUCAUGACAGGCAUUUGCCCUCCAUUGCUUGGGUUCAAGGUGGAGGUCACAAAUUUGAAUCUGUCCCCUAGGAAGCUUGA